CUUGUCAAUUAUACGUACAAGUAAAGUAAAAAAUAAGAAUGCAACUUCUUUUUUGUUUCAAUUAGAUAAGUUAUUGUUAUUUUUCAAGCAUAAUGUCAUUUAAUUAUUUGGGAACAAAUAUUCAUUCUAUGGUUCCUUUAGUGGGCAACAUGUCCAGUGGAGCUAAUUUCUUGCCAACACAUGCACCAAAUACGAAUUCUUAUCCUUCCCAUAAUAUACCUUCGACCGUACCACAAAUUCCAUUACACUUGCAAGCAGCUGCUUUAAAUGAUAAUCCCUUAGAGUUCAAUAAUAUCAAAACAACAGAAUCAAAGCAAAUUAAUUCUGCUACAAAUAUAGAGUCAACAAACACUUUGGCAAAUUCUAGUGCAUUAUUUCAAAUUGGUAAAAGUGACACUUCACAAAGUAACAAACCGGUCGAUUUAGAUAAAACAAAUGUCAGUAAUUCAAUUCAUAAUCAAGGCGCUGGACCAAUGGAUAUCGAAACUGAAAAUGAACGUUUGAGCAAUGCUACAAGUACUAUAGCAGCAGAAAUAAAUAAACGGUUGGCAAAGCGGGAAAACAAAGCAAAUAUAAAUGUUGAAGAUGAAUGUGGUAUAGUCUCAACACUAGACGGGAUAAAAGCUAGCAAUGUUCUAACAAAUGGUGGGGUUAUAACACCAAAAUUAUUAAUGGGAAAUGAAAUAUUUUUAAAUAGUAUGGUUGGAGUUCCUGGUCCUCCUCAAGCUCCUACAGGUUUUAUGAUGAUGUCUGGUAUGAUGAUGGAUCCUGGUGCAAUGGCAGCUGGUUUUCAAAUGCAAUCCUUUUCUCAACAUCAAUUAUUACCAGCUCAAUUGACUCAAUUUGUUGCCAAUCAACAACCUUUAGGAUCUAAUUCAUCGCAACUAGGUGCAAUAGCACCACAAAAAAUCAAUGAACAGCAACAGAAUCAUCCUGUAAAAGAAGUAAUUACCUGUAAUUCUUGUGUUUUGUAUCCACCAAACCCAAAUGCACCACCUCCAACAAUUAGAGAACGACCGCCAGGUUGCAGAACAGUUUUUGUUGGAGGACUUCCUGAUAGAAUCACUGAAGAUAUAAUUCGUGAAAUAUUCGAGACUUGUGGUGAAAUAACUACCUUACGACUAUCCAAAAAAAAUUUUUGUCAUAUUCGAUUUGUAUUUGAAUCAUCAGUUGAUUCUGCAAUUUAUUUAUCAGGCUAUCGUAUACGAAUCAAUAAUAGUACUGAAUCAAGCCAUUGCGGUCGAAUGCAUGUCGAUUAUGCUCAAGCAAGAGAUGAUCAAUAUGAAUGGGAAUGUAAACAACGCCAACUGCAACGAGAACAAAGGCAUAGAGAACGUAUGGAGAGAGAUCGACUACGUUCUCUUUCUCCACCACCUAUAGUUCAUUAUUCUGAUCAUGAAGCUAGCAAUAUUACAGAAAAAUUAAAAACUGAUGAUACGUUUAUUAAAGCCGUGCAAACUUUAGUUGCUUGGUUAGAACGAGGAGACUGUAAUAAAAAAAAUGCUAACACAUUUUACACAAUGAUUCAAAGUACCAAUGCUCAUGUUCGUCGACUACAAAAUGACAAAAAUGAAUAUGAAGAAAAUUUGAAAAAAGCCCGAGAACAAUUUCGCAAACAAAUGCUAAAUAUGGCACAACAAUUCACUCAGAUUGAAAAAGUGUUCAAUGCAGCUAGUCAUAAGAAGGUUUGGGACCAUUUCACCAAAGCUCAAAGAAAAAACAUCGACCAAUGGAAAAAAACCUCAAUGGAAAUUCGAAGUGUUCAAAUUGAAGAUGAUGAAAUGGAAAUGUCUGACGAUGAACGUGAAAGCCAAACAACAAGUACUAAAAGAGCGAAAUAUGAUAACUUGAGGGAUGAAAAUGAUAGCUUACGAUGUCAAUUAGAAGCAUAUAAAAACGAAAUGAAUCUUGUCAAAUCAGAUCAAAAAUGUGAUUCAGAUUUCAGAGAAAAACAAAUUAAAGUAUUGCAAGAAACAAUUCGAAAUAUGCAAACUCAAUUAUUAGACAAUAAGAUAAAAGAAAAAGAUUUUACAACAAGAAUAUCUGAUUUAGAAGAGAAAUUAAAACAAGCGAAUGUCAAAGAAUUGUUGUUAAAAACAAAAAUUGCUAACAGCAAAAUCUCUUUAUCCUCAUCUAAGUCAUCUGAUAAUUGUGAAGAUGAUGACAAUAAAGAAAAAGAGUCUGUUACAGUAGAAUCUCAAAACAUUUUGUAUACAAAUGCUACUCAAAUAAAACAAGAAAAUUACUCCCCUCAACAUCAAAAUACAAAUGCACAAAAGUCAAUUGAUAUUGAUGAAGCUCAUAUAAUUGGAUUGGUUUCAACUUUUUUAGUUGUUCAUCCUUUCGGAGCAAGCCCAGAUUAUAUUUGUUCAUACCUACAAAAAAUGCAUCCAAAUUUACGAUCAAGAGACUUAGAAGAAAUUUUAAGCAAGUACAAUAACCUUUUUCAUGAAGAAAUAACCGGGAUAGGCAUGAAGAUAGAAAGAAAAUGGAAAUUUUGUGGCUUUGAAAACCAAUAAUCUUUCAAUGUUUCGAAAUUGAUUGAAAUGAUUUGUAAAUUAUAGAAACUAAAUUUAAACUUAAUAUGAUAUUUGAUAAUAGAAGUAGUCAAAAUUUUUUAAUAGAAAAACUAUUAAAAUUUACAAUAAUGUCAAAAUCUAAUGGGCCAGUGGAUAUCUGUUUCUUAGAAAUUUUACAAAAUUUGUCAUAAAAAUUUUUUUCUUGUAUUAAUUUAUAAUACAAUACAUAAAAUAUUUAUUUAA
Messenger RNA from Condylostylus longicornis, 2762 nucleotides. RefSeq names its product ecto-NOX disulfide-thiol exchanger 2. Gene Ontology annotation, molecular function: RNA binding; protein-disulfide reductase activity. The record is from RefSeq and is a predicted model, not a curated record. Gene Ontology annotation, biological process: ultradian rhythm. Gene Ontology annotation, cellular component: external side of plasma membrane; plasma membrane. Lineage: Eukaryota; Metazoa; Arthropoda; Insecta; Diptera; Dolichopodidae. Bases 93 to 2519 code for a protein of 808 amino acids. The transcript has 7 exons.